This is a messenger RNA of Mytilinidion resinicola, 951 nucleotides long. RefSeq names its product Aldo/keto reductase. The record is from RefSeq and is a predicted model, not a curated record. The transcript is spliced from 4 exons. The coding region runs from base 1 to 951 and encodes 316 amino acids. NCBI's taxonomy places the organism in Eukaryota, Fungi, Ascomycota, Dothideomycetes, Mytilinidiales, Mytilinidiaceae.
AUGGAGGACAUGCGUCUUGGGAGCAGUGGAUUGAAGGUUUCGAAGAUCAUUUUGGGGGGCAUGAGCUUUGGGUCGAGUAAAUGGGAAAGUUCGCCGUGGACCCUGGAUGAGCCGGAGGCGUUGAAGGUGAUCAAGAAGGCGUAUGAUUUGGGGAUAAAUACUUGGGAUACAGCAGACACCUACUCCAACGGCGCCUCCGAGCGCAUCAUCGGCAAAGCACUGAAAGAGUUUAAGGUUCCAAAGAGUAAAGUAGUGAUUCUGACGAAGACCUUCAAUCCAGUUAUGGGCGAUGACUCGAGACCUGUGCCGAAGAAUGACGGAGCGCUUGUAAAUCAGAUGGGGCUGAGUAGGAAAAAUGUCUUUGAGGCGUUGGAUAGGUGUUUGGAGAAAUUGAGGACGGAUUAUAUUGCGACUAACACCCACCAGACGUCCUCCAAAUCCACCGUCUCGACCGCGAAACUGCCCUCGCCGGAAUUCAUGCAAGCCCUCCACGACCUCAUCCGCUCCAGAAAAGUCCACUACAUUGGCGCCUCCUCUAUGCACACCUGGAAAUUUGCACAGCUCCAACACGAAGAGCGCGAGAUGCUGCCGUUCUGCCAGGCAACGGGGGUGGGCGUGAUUCCGUGGCCACCGCUGGCCAGGGGGCUGCUUGCGAAACCGCUGGAUGAAGGGAGCGCGAGGAAGAAAGCGGAUGGGAAGGCGAAGGCGUGGUUUGGGGAUGCGAAUAUGGAGAUUUUGGGGCGGGUUGAGGAGGUGGCGAAGAGGAAGGGGGUUAGUAUGGUAUUGGUGGCUACGGCGUGGGUUUUGGGAAAGGGAUGUGCGCCGAUUAUGGGAUUGAAUAGUGAGAAAAGGGUAGAAGAGGUCGUGGAGGCUUUGAGGGUGAAGUUGAGUGAUGAGGAUGUGAAGUAUUUAGAAGAGAAGUAUCAACCUAGAAGUAUCGGGGGGCUGUAG